AUGUUCGCCCGUCUCACCUCCGCUCUCCUUGCCUUCACCCUCGUCUCCGCCGUCGUCGCCGGCGGCCCUAAGAGCGUCGAGUACGAGCAAUGCAACGGCGGUGAAAUCCAGUGCUGCAACAGCGUCCAGCAGUCCAACUCGCUCGACAGCUCUCUCACUAAGCUCCUCGGCCUCCUCAAGGUCGACAUUAAGCAAAUUACUGGCCAAGUCGGUGUUGGCUGCACUGCUGUUAACGUCCUCGGUGUUGGAGGUGGUUCUUCUUGCACUCAGCAGAAGGUGUGCUGCAGCAACAACAGCUUCAACGGCGUCGUUGCCCUCGGAUGCAGCCCUAUCAACGUUUCUGCUUAA
Molecule: messenger RNA, 348 nt
Organism: Coprinopsis cinerea okayama7#130
Lineage: Eukaryota; Fungi; Basidiomycota; Agaricomycetes; Agaricales; Psathyrellaceae
Exons: 2
Coding region: 1-348 (115 amino acids)
Cellular component (GO): fungal-type cell wall
Molecular function (GO): structural constituent of cell wall
Source: RefSeq, a predicted model, not a curated record